Messenger RNA from Aspergillus bombycis, 1707 nucleotides. RefSeq names its product arylsulfotransferase family protein. The transcript has 2 exons. The coding region runs from base 1 to 1707 and encodes 568 amino acids. The record is from RefSeq and is a predicted model, not a curated record. Lineage: Eukaryota; Fungi; Ascomycota; Eurotiomycetes; Eurotiales; Aspergillaceae.
AUGCGCUCGCUCUGGCUUACUGCGUUGCUGCCCCUUGCGGCUGCCGACUGGCAAUUCAAGUCGCGUCCUGAUCUGGCGCCUCCCAGACUAAACAUCACCAUUCCGGCAGCACCCGAUGUGGAACAGGGAUAUCUCUUUAUUGCUCCCUUCGCAGGCUUCGCGGAUGAGGCCGGGGAAAUGCAUGGCCCUCGUCAGGCAGCUCCCUACAUCUUUCGUGAUGACGGGGAGUUGAUUUGGUCGGGUUAUGGGUAUUACUCUAUCUGGGCGACGAACUUCCAAAAGGCCCGCUGGAAGGGCAAAGAUAUCCUCUUCAGCUUUGAGGGAGAUCACAAUGCGGGCUACGGCCAUGGUCAUGGCCAUACUACUAUCUUGGAUCAGCAUUACGAGACCAUUCGUGAGCUGCGUGCCGGGAACCACAAGCUGACUGACAAGCACGAAUUCCACAUCAUCAAUGAGGAAACCGCUCUCAUUCAGAUUUACCAGCCCGUCCCAAAGGAUCUCACUCGAUGGGGUGCAAGCCCUGAGCAACAGUGGAUUGUCGAUGCUAUCAUCCAAGGUAACCACCAGUAUCCCAUAUCCGUUGAGCGUGAAACUAAAGUUGGCAUAGAGCUCGACAUAGAAACUGGGGAGCUUCUCUUCGAGUGGUCUAGUUUGGAUCAUGUGCUUCCUGACGAGGCCAUCCUCCCCAUCAAUCCCGGGCAAGCCGGCUCCGGUUACAACUCGUCGGAUGCGUGGGAUUACUUCCACAUCAACUCCGUCGACAAAGAUGUGGAGGGCAACUAUCUCAUUUCCGCCCGCGAUGCCUGCGCAGUCCACAAAAUCAACGGCUCCACUGGCGAGGUUAUCUGGCGCCUUGGUGGUGUCAAGUCCGACUUCGAUCUUGGGCCCAAUGUAAAAUUCUGCUUCCAGCAUCACGCGCGCUUUGUCUCUCGGGACGGUGAUAAAGAGGUCAUCUCACUGUAUGACAACUCUGCGCACGGGACUGAGAACGGCCGUGGUAGCGAAGUCCACACCCAUCCCUUCUCCCAGGGCAAAAUCAUCGAGGUCAACACCGCUACCUGGAAGGCUACGAUUGUCCAAGCAUUCCAGCCUCCCGAUGGCCUCUUGUCCAAGUCUCAGGGGAGUACUCAACUCCUCCCCAACGGCAACGUUCUCGUUAACUGGGGCUCCGAAGGUGCUCUCACCGAGUUUCGUCCUGACGGUACCCCUAUCUUCCAUACCUACAUGGACUCGGGUUUCCUGGGCUUGGGCGUUGAGAACUACCGUGGCUUCCGGUAUAACUGGACCGGUCUUCCGAACGAAACGCCUGCCAUUGUUUCUCUCGAGAAUGAUCAGGGUACUACUGUGUACGUUUCUUGGAAUGGAGAUACCGAAACCAAGGUCUGGCGCUUUUACCAAGUUACAGAUGACUAUGGCUCGCGGCAAUACCUUGGUGAAGCCAAGCGUACUGGUUUCGAGACCUCCUUUUCCCUCAAGGCCGGCACUGUUCAUACGGUGUCUGCGGAAGCCAUCGGAGCUAACGGUCGGAUCCUGACUUCCACCGGUAUUGUAAAGACACAGGCUGAGAUUUUGCCUCCAGUCAAAGGAUCUGAUGCAUCCUCGCCAGUUUCGCUUCUGGACAAGAUGCAGCCUCAGGUCUACUUGGGUCAAACGAGUCGCUGGGAGGAGUACAUGAUCCUGAAGGUCGAUCGCUUUCAUCUGGAUUAA